Molecule: messenger RNA, 5415 nt
Organism: Dictyostelium purpureum
Lineage: Eukaryota; Evosea; Eumycetozoa; Dictyosteliales; Dictyosteliaceae
Exons: 1
Coding region: 1-5415 (1804 amino acids)
Molecular function (GO): protein binding
Source: RefSeq, a predicted model, not a curated record
AUGCAAACAAAUAUAUAUGAUAAAAAUCAAGAAAACCUUUCCAAAAAUGUUAAAGAAAAUUUAAAUGAUCCUUAUUAUCAUAAAAUUAAAAUUAAGCUUAAUAAAAUUUUCAAUAAUAAUAACAAUGAUAAUAUUAAAAAAAUAAUAAAACUUAUUAAACCACCACAACAACUUUUAACCAAUCCUUGCACUCGAACAGAGUUUUUACAUUCACCCAAUAAAAACCAUAAAUUAUUUAAUCCAAUAAAAAUAAAUUUAGAAAUAAUUGAAAAAUUAAUAGAUGAUAUUAGAAAUAGUGAAAAUAAUAAUAAUAAAAAUAAAGAUUCAAUAAUUAAGGAUUUAUUAGAUCUUUUUUUUCAAUACCAAACAUCACAUGAAUCAUUUAUAGAAAAUGUAACAAACAUUGCUAAUGAAUCUUUAAAAUCAACUGGAAAUCCUGCAUCACAUAAUAUUUUAAAAUCUCCACCAUUAUUUAUCAGUGAAGAUUUGGAAUAUUAUCAAGUUAAAUCAUUAGACCAAGCCUAUAAUAUUACAUCUUAUGACCCAGUUGAGUAUGAAUAUAAAAAGAAAAAUAAAUCAGGAACUAGUUAUGUAAGUUUGUUUGAUCAAGUUUGUUACAAAAUCGAUAAUGGAUCUCAUCUAUUAAAACCAGCAAAAGAAUAUGCAAUAUAUCACUUCAAUAAAUCAUUAUUCCCAACAUUACUUCUAGUUUCUCCAACUCAGUUAUUUGUUUUAGAUAAUUUAGAAACUUUUUCAAUUGACUCAUUACCACCAGAUAUUAGGAAACAAUUAGGAGAAGAAAAAACAAAUUGUGAUGAACAUUCGAUUUCAAAACUUUUAGAAAAAGCUCCACACACUUAUAAAAUUAUAGAAAAUGGUUUGAAAAACGAAACAGUUUUUAUUCAAGCAUCAUUAUUUAUUAAAGGAGAAACACUUGAGAAUUAUUUAAAACGAACAGAUACAAACUAUAAUCAAAUUAAUUUGAAAAGUUACAGUUCACAUAUUAUAUCAAGUUUAUUAUCUAUUCAAACAGAUUACCACCCAAAUAAUCUUAUAUUAGAAGAAAAUACAAAUAAUAUUAUUGGUAUUGAUAACGACGAGUCAUUGGAAUCAAAUGAAAUCGAAAUAUUACCAAAUAACAACAAAGAUGCUUAUACUAAGGUCGGUAAUAUAUUGUUUACACUCAAAGAAUUAAUGGAACAGCAAAUCGAUGAAGAAGUAAAAAAUCAAUUUAUUCAACACACACCAUCACUCUUUAUUUUAAAAUGGUUAAAAUUAAAUCAAAAGAAACAAUCAAACUAUGAUGACAUAAUUUAUAAAUUGUUAGAUCCUUUUGAAACUCAUGACCAACAUCAUAACAAUUUUAGAAAUGAAUUAAAUUUACCUUUAGAGUUUAAUAAAGGUUGGAUAGUUUCAAUGUUUCAAAGAUUUAAAGCAAUUAGACAACAUUUAAUUUCAAAUCCAAACACUACACACCAGGCACUAUUUAGUUUAAUACAUCCACUUUUAAGUAAUUACUACACACUAUUAUCAAAUAAAUACUCAAAUCCAUUGGAUAUAAUUGGUUCAAUAAAAAAUGAAAAUGAAAACACAAAAAUGCCAUUUAAUAAAUUAUUAGAAUUAAAUAAAUACUCAUCACAUAUAUCUCAAGAAAAUAUUCAAGAAUUAAUUCAAAAAAUAACAACUAUUAAUCAAGAGAAAAUAUCCAUUACAGAUGCAAUUAAAGAACUUGUAUCUCAAACCGAUUAUAAUGACUUAAUAGAAUGUAAAUCUUUACAUGGUGUAAAUGAAUGUGGUCCAUUUUGUAACACUGAUUGUAAAACACGAAAUAUUAUUGUCGAAUGGUUAGAAAUCGUAUAUUCAACAUAUAAUGGAAAAGAUGAUAAAGUUCCAUUCCACGAAUCUUGGUAUCAAAAUAAAGAUCAUUUAUUUAAAAGAUUAUUAAAAUAUGGAACAUCUAUCAAUUGUAUCGAACUAGUUGUGAAAUCAUUGGAUAUCAAAAUUAAUAACGAAAAUUAUUUUUCAACUAUAGUUGAUAGCGGAAUACUAAAGAAUUCAAACAGCUGGUGCUUGGUUCAAUUUUUAAUCAAUUAUUUUAGUCUAGAUAUUGAAAGAAUUGAAAAUGGAUAUACAUUAUUAGAUUUAUCAUCAUCAAAUUGCAAUUUUGAUGUAUUCAUAAAUUUAAUAAGAAAGGGUGCUGGAAAAAAUUCAAAUGGAAUAUAUAUUGGUUUAUUUUAUCAAACAUUCACACAUCAACAAAAAUUAGAGUUAAAACCUUUCUUAACAAAUUUAUUUUUAAUUAAUCCGAAAAUUACAUGGAUUAUUUCAUUAAAUCAACUAUUCCCUUUAGAAAAUACAAUUACAAACAAUAAUAACAAAUCAAUAAAAUAUUUAGAAACAGAUGGAACAUUAAGAAGAGUAAUAUCAGAAGAGUAUUGGAAACAACUAUUUGAUCAAGAUGGCGAGCCAAAGAAAACAAAUGAAAAAGGUGAAAGAGCAGUCACACUAAUUGAAGAUGAAUAUGGUAAUGGUAUCUAUUUAAAAUUCAAACCACAAUUCCCAGGUAUUGAAUAUGCAGUACAAAUACUAUCAGAACAACUAUUUGGUGAAAAUUUAACAACUUUUUGUGAAUUAGGAUUAAUCAAUUCAAUUCCAGUAUUAUUAUCACAAAAAGUACCAGGUGAAGAUUUAGUAGAUAUACUAAAUCAAUAUCCAAAUACAAUUAAUCAAAUUGAAUCUUCAAAUAUAUCAAAGCAAAUAAUAUUAUCAAUAAUUAUCAAUAAUGCCGAUGGUAAUUUGGGAAACUAUAUUAUUGUCCAAAAUAGCAACCUAAACAAUAAAACCACUUUCAAAAUGUUUUCAAUUGAUAAUGAUCAAUCAUUUAUGCCAUCAAAAGCUACUGGAUUAUUAAAACUCUCAAUUUUUUCCAAACCUUUACAGUCCGAAACUGUAUUAUUUUUAUUUGAUCAAAUGAAUCAUGUUGUGCAUCAAGAUAUUAUCAAUUGUUUCAAAGAUUUAGAUAUUUUUAAUUUUUUAGAAAAAUGGCUAGAAAAUUUAAUAACUUAUCAUAAUAAGAUGCUAAAACUAUUUUCAUCAAAAAAAGAAGAGUUAAAACAAAAUAAAGAAACUAUUAUUGGAGUAUCUUUUAACAAUGGAAUGAUUAUACAUUUAUAUUCAAAACUUAAACGUUUACAACAACUAUUAAGAGAUAACUCUAAAGAACCAACUACUCACCUAGAUUUAUUAAGAUAUAUAGAACCAUUGGUUGCAAAUAGAUACAAACACUGUUUAAGUUUAAAUAUAUCAAUUAAGGAAAGAUAUAACAAAUAUUUCAACUAUAUAAAUCCAACAAUCCAAAAACUAACUUGCACAACACACUCAUCAGCACAAAUAUUACAAUCAAAAGGUAUUCCAUAUUCAAAUGUUAUCAUUUCAAAACUAUGGGAGGAAGAAUAUAGUCCAGUUAAAACCUUAGGUGAACUAUACAAUCAAAACAAAAAAGUAAAGCAUUUAUCAAAUCUAAUUCUAAAACUAAAACAAAAAGAUUCAUAUAUUAUAUCAAAUUAUGAAAUUGAAUGUUUAUUAGAAGCAGAUUUCAGUACAAUUACAGAUCAACAAUAUACUACACUUUCUAAAUAUUUAAAAUUAAAAGAAAUAUCAGUUCUCAAUUUUAGAAAUAGUAAAAUACAAUUUAAUCCACCCAAACAAUUUAAUUUACACUCAAUUGUCGUACUCGAUUUAUCAGGAUGUACCAAUUUAUAUAAUUUAGGAACCCAAGGGUACUUUUCAACAUUAGAAUUUAACCUAUUAAACAAACUAAAACUUGAUAGGUGCCCAAAACUUUCAUCAGUUAAUGUUUCAGCUCCAAAUUUAGUUUUUCUGAGUGCUACCGAAUGUAAAAAGCUAGAUGAUAUUAAUAUUAAAACACCAUCUAUAAAAUAUUUAAAUUUAAAAGGUUCUAAAUCAACAAACUUAGAUAUUUUAGAUUUAUGCCAAUUCAAUUUAUUUCAUAAAGCAUCUAACAAUUUAGAGUACCUUAACUUAUCAGAAACUGAAUUGAUUAUACCAAUCGUAAUCAAAUCCACCAAAUUAAAAUGUUUAGAUAUCUCAUUCAUGAAGAAAUUAAAAACUGUAUUUUUAGAAGUACCAUCAAUAGAAUCUAUUAACUUCCAAGGAUGUGAAUCAUUAAAUGUAAUUUCAACAAUUUUUUAUGAAGACGAAAUUUUUAAUAUUAAGAACUAUUUAACUUCUUCAGAACAUUUUCAACAAGCACGAAGUACUUGUAUGUUUAAAGGGGAAAUAGAUGAAUACGUUUUUAUAAAAACACAUGGGUCUUUUGGUUUUUAUAAACCCUAUUUCAUUCCUUAUUAUAAUCUUAAAUAUCUUUUGGUAGAAAAACAUAUAUUUGAAUAUAGAUAUCCUGAUUAUCAAUAUAAUAUAUUUUGUCAUGGAGCAUUUGAUUUAAUUCAAUCAUUUAAUUAUUUUUUAUGCAGUAUCAUAUCAAUAGAAAUCUUAAUUAUAGGAAAUAUAGGAAUACCAUUGAAUCAAAAAUCAAUACCAAAUGAUUUACUCUUUAUAAGAUUCAAUAAUUACAAUCAUCCAUUAAACCCAUCGAUUAUUCCUAAAAACAUCAACAUUGUUCAAAUGUAUACCCAAACCCAUGAUUCAAAUUCACCAAAAGAUAAAACAACAAUUAAUUACAACAAAUUUAUAAAUACUUUUAAUAUUAAACAACUUCUUAUUUUUAAAUCAAAAUAUUGGUUUGAUUAUAGAGGAAAUAAAAAUAAAAAUAUUUUUUCAAGAAUACCAAAACUAAUAGGAAAACAUGGAAAAAUGGAAAUGGAUGUCCCAAAUUUAGAAAAUAUCCCAAAUGGGAUAGAUAUCCAAUUUUUAGAACCCAAUAUAGCUUUUAAAAAAAUGUUAAAUAUCCAAUCAAUAAAAGAAGAUGUAGAAAUUUUAGAAUACUGGGAUAAAAUUAAUACAACAAAUGAAACUAUUCCAAGCGAUAUAGAAUAUUUAUAUUUAGGUGAAAUUGAAGGAUCAUUACCAACCAUUCCAAAUUCAGUGACAUCUAUAGAGCUUUGUAAUGAAUUUAAUCUCAAACUAUCACCUGGAGUUAUUCCUGAUUCGGUAACUUCUAUCUAUAUUGGUGAUAUUAAAGAACCACUAUAUCAAGAUUCGAUACCAAAAAGUAUAACCCGAAUUGAUGUAUUCCGAGGAUACAAACACUCACUAAAGAAUAUUAUACCAGAUUCAGUAACAUAUUUAUAUCUCGAAGAAUUCAAACAUCUAGAUCAAAUAGUAUAUUCACUACCUAAAAAUUUAAAAAUCUUAAAUUGCAGCAAUACAUUGUUAUCUUACCCUCAUAUUUUAAAAUAUAAAGACAUUUUAGAUAGAUAUAGGGUAUUCAUUUAA